UGCGGGUGCUGCAGUUGUGCUCGGGGCCACGGCCCCUGGCCAGGGGGUCCCUGGGGCCGAGGUCGGGGCCAUGUCGACAUUGGCCCCCCUGCGCCUGCUGCGUGAGCCCUGGAACGCCAGCGAGGGCAACCAGAGCAACGCCACAGCUGGGGCUGGCGGUGCCUGGUGCCAGGGGUUGGACAUCCCCAAUGAGCUCUUCCUGACGCUGGGGCUGGUGAGCCUGGUGGAGAACCUGCUGGUGGUGGCCGCCAUCCUCAAGAACAGGAACCUGCACUCGCCCAUGUACUACUUCAUCUGCUGCCUGGCCGUCUCCGACAUGCUGGUGAGCGUCAGCAACCUGGCCGAGACGCUCUUCAUGCUGCUGAUGGAGCACGGCGUGCUGGUGAUCCGCGCCAGCAUCGUCCGCCACAUGGACAACGUCAUCGACAUGCUCAUCUGCAGCUCCGUCGUGUCCUCCCUCUCCUUCCUGGGGGUCAUCGCCGUGGACCGCUACAUCACCAUCUUCUAUGCACUGCGCUACCAUAGCAUCAUGACGCUGCAGCGCGCCGUGGUCACCAUGGCCAGCGUCUGGCUGGCCAGCACCGUCUCCAGCACCGUCUUCAUCACCUACUACCGCAACAACGCCAUCCUGCUCUGCCUCAUCGGCUUCUUCCUCUUCAUGCUGGUCCUCAUGCUGGUGCUCUACAUCCACAUGUUCGCGCUGGCACGCCACCACGUGCGCAGCAUCUCCAGCCAGCAGAAGCAGCCCACCAUCUACCGCACCAGCAGCCUGAAGGGAGCCGUCACACUCACCAUCCUGCUGGGCGUCUUCUUCAUCUGCUGGGGGCCCUUCUUCUUCCACCUCAUCCUCAUCGUCACCUGCCCCACCAACCCUUUCUGCACCUGCUUCUUCAGCUACUUCAACCUCUUCCUCAUCCUCAUCAUCUGCAAUUCAGUGGUCGAUCCCCUGAUCUACGCUUUCCGGAGCCAGGAGCUCCGGCGGACGCUGCGGGAGGUGGUGCUGUGCUCCUGGGCACUGAACCCAAUGGGAACUCUUUUGUUUAGAGGAGGAGAGGACAGAGUGAAAGAACCCAGCCUCAGGCAUCCCUGUGUUUUCGGGCACAGAUGUGCACGGGGGGGUUGGGUGGUGGCUGUUCACUCUGGCACGCCAUGCGGUCUCUCUGCAGCUCACAAGUACGUGCCUCGCGCCAUCCUGGUGGAUCUGGAGCCGGGCACGAUGGACAGCGUGCGCUCGGGCGCCUUCGGGCACCUCUUCCGCCCCGACAACUUCAUUUUCGGUCAGAGCGGGGCCGGCAACAACUGGGCCAAGGGGCACUACACGGAGGGGGCCGAGCUGGUGGACUCGGUGCUGGACGUGGUGCGGAAGGAGUGCGAGAACUGCGACUGCCUGCAGGGCUUCCAGCUGACCCACUCGCUGGGUGGGGGCACGGGCUCGGGCAUGGGCACGCUGCUGAUCAGCAAGGUGCGUGAGGAGUACCCCGACCGCAUCAUGAACACUUUCAGCGUGGUGCCGUCCCCCAAGGUGUCGGACACGGUGGUGGAGCCCUACAACGCCACGCUCUCCAUCCAUCAACUGGUAGAGAACACGGAUGAGACCUACUGCAUCGACAACGAGGCCCUGUACGACAUCUGCUUCCGCACACUCAAGUUGGCCACCCCUACCUAUGGAGACCUCAACCACCUCGUCUCAGCCACCAUGAGCGGCGUCACCACCUCGCUGCGCUUCCCCGGGCAGCUCAAUGCCGACCUGCGCAAGCUGGCUGUCAACAUGGUGCCCUUCCCGCGCCUGCACUUCUUCAUGCCCGGCUUCGCCCCGCUGACGGCACGUGGCAGCCAGCAGUACCGUGCCCUCACCGUCCCCGAGCUCACCCAGCAGAUGUUUGAUGCCAAGAACAUGAUGGCAGCCUGUGACCCACGCCAUGGCCGCUACCUCACCGUGGCCACCGUCUUCCGCGGCCGCAUGUCCAUGAAGGAGGUGGACGAGCAGAUGCUGGCCAUCCAGAGCAAGAACAGUUCCUACUUCGUGGAGUGGAUCCCCAACAAUGUCAAAGUGGCGGUGUGCGACAUCCCGCCCCGCGGCCUCAAGAUGUCCUCCACCUUCAUCGGCAACAGCACGGCCAUCCAGGAGCUCUUCAAGCGCAUCUCGGAGCAGUUCACCGCCAUGUUCCGCCGCAAGGCCUUCCUGCACUGGUACACGGGCGAGGGCAUGGACGAGAUGGAGUUCACCGAGGCAGAGAGCAACAUGAACGACCUGGUGUCGGAGUACCAGCAGUACCAGGACGCCACGGCCGAGGAGGAGGGCGAGAUGUACGAGGACGACGAGGAGGAGUCGGAGGCGCAGGGCGCCAAGUGACGGCCCCGCACUCGCUGCUUCGGGGGGGGCCCGGCCUCGCCCCUCAGUGUCUGCUCCCCUCAGCCCCACAUUAGCUCGACCCCUCCUGUGCCCCCUCCCCCUGGCCUCUCCCCUUCCCCCCUUUUUUUGUUUUUUACUGUUUGUGUCUCAUAUUUUUUUUGAAUACUCAAUAAAUUUAUGGCUGUCCGGUUACUCCUGGCUCUGGUUGCUGGCAUGGGGGGGCGUGGGGGGGCUUGUACUGGGGGAGCGGGGGCAGACUGAAGGGGGCAGCAGGAGGGGGGUGGGGCAUGAUAUCCACUUUUAACCCAUGGUGGAAGGGAAAUGGGGGACCACGAGAGCCCAUGGGGCCAUGCCCAAGCCCUGCUCACAUGAUGCUGAGUGCCACCCCACGCACUGCUGCAAAGCCCCCCAGGCUGUGCUGUGCCCCCACCCGGCUGGGCUCCGUUCCCGUCUCCUGCCCCUAGCACAGGCCCGGGGGUGUUCCCCAGACCGCGGCAGGGCCGUGUCAGGCUCUGAGACAGCCGGGGGCACCCCCCAACGCACACAGACCUUGAGCAAUAUGGGGCCCCCGCUCUUUUUACGGGAGCUUCCCUGCUCCUUCUUUG
Numida meleagris (helmeted guineafowl) is the source of this 2958-nucleotide messenger RNA. It is a transcript of the gene TUBB3, whose product is annotated as tubulin beta 3 class III. Lineage: Eukaryota; Metazoa; Chordata; Aves; Galliformes; Numididae. The transcript has 3 exons. Gene Ontology annotation, biological process: mitotic cell cycle; microtubule cytoskeleton organization; G protein-coupled receptor signaling pathway. The record is from RefSeq and is a predicted model, not a curated record. Bases 71 to 2353 code for a protein of 760 amino acids. Gene Ontology annotation, molecular function: G protein-coupled receptor activity; structural constituent of cytoskeleton; GTP binding. Gene Ontology annotation, cellular component: cytoplasm; membrane; microtubule.